AUGUCUUUGAAAUAUUAAGAUCUCUAUGAAGAAUUAGAGACUAUAGGAAGUGGAAGUUAUGGUAUAAAGAUAUUCGAUUAUAUAUAGGAUCUGCAUAUUUAGUCAAGAAUAAAAAGACUGGACAAUUAUCAGUGGCUAAAAAAGUUCAUUUAGGUAAACUUUCAGAGAAAGAAAAAAUAAGUGCCUUAAGAGAAGCAGAAUUAUUAAAAAGUUUAGAUCAUCCAAACAUAGUGUAAUAUAUGGGAAGUUUUGAGGAUAGUAGUUAAUUAAUUAUUUUAAUGGAAUAUUGCGAAGGUAUUAUAUUAAUUCUAUAAACAUUAUAGAAGGAGACUUAUAAUAUCAUAUAAAAAAAAGAAAGUAAGGUAAAUAAAUUUAAUACUUUCCUGAGAAGAUGAUUUUAAAUUGGUUUAUUCAAUAAUUAUUUGCUUUAUAAUUCAUCCAUUCAAAAAAGAUCUUACAUAGAGAUAUUAAAACAAGUAAUAUAUUUUUAACAUCAAAUGGAACAGGUAUAAUUUUGUAUUAAUAUACUAAGUCAAACUUGGUGAUUUUGGAGUUUCCAAAGUUUUAGAAAGUACUCUAGAUUAAGCAUCAACUGUUGCUGGUACACCUUAUUAUAUGAGGUAUUUAUAUAUUUCUGAUAAUAGUCCAGAAGUAUGUGAAAGUAAACCUUAUACUUUUAAAUCUGAUGUUUGGGCUCUUGGAUGUGUUUUACAUGAAUUAUGUACAUUUAAACAUGCUUUUGAUGCUAAAAAUAUUUUAAGUCUCGUUACUAAAAUUUUAAAUGGAUAAACUGAAACAUUACCACCUCAUUAUUCUAAAGAUCUUUAAUAAUUAAUACAUAGACUUCUUACUAAAUAAGUUCAAUCUCGUCCUCUAGUUGCUGAAAUUAUCAAUAUGCCUUUUAUUUAAUCUGUUAUGUAAGAUUUCAUUAGAAGUGGAGGAAAAUAAAACUUUUGUUCUGUUGUUGGAGUUAAAAAAAUUAAAUAACAUGAAAUCUAAGCACAUAAUUAACAUUAAAUCUAAAUUAAUUAAAUUAAUUAAACAAAACAAGAUUAAGAAUCUUAUCAACAUUCUAUUAAAGAUGAAAUUUAUAAAGAAAAAGAAGAUGAAAUUCAUAAUUAAACUGUCAUCUCUCAAUCAUUAAAUAAAAGUAAGACAAUUAAAAAUUAAUAGAGUAGAUUGAUAAUGCCAGUAAAUAUACAAUUGGUGAAACUAUUAUUAGUUAAGCAUCUUAAUUUCUAGAUUAACCUAAAUAAAUUUCUCCUAAAUCUCUUUUAAAAUAAAAAAAAGAAUAAGAAACUUUAUAAAAAAUUGAAAUGCUAUCAAAAGCUACUUAAAAUAUUAGUUAACAAAAUUAAAAAUAGGCUGAAUUAAGAAAAAUACAAAAUCUUUAUGGAACACAAUCACAAUUUUAUUAAUAGAAAUAAUUAGAAAUAUAAUAAACAUCUACUCAAUAAUAAUUUUAUUAAAAUUAAUAAUAGUAACAAAUUGAAAUCAAAAGUUCAGGUUAAUAAUAAUAAUAAUAAUAAUUAUAAACUAAACAACAAUAGUAGUUUUAGAAUACUUAUUCUGAUUAAAGUUUAUAAUCAUCUUCUAAAUUUAAAUAAAUUGAUGAAGAAGUUAUGAAAAGAAGUUUAUUAAGUUUAAAAUAAAAAUAAGCAUAAAAGAAAGAAAAAUCUUCUUCUUAAAAUUAAACAAUGGAUAAUUAAAAUGAUGAAUAUCCAGAAGAUUUUGAAUACUAUGAUGAUUUUGAAGAUUAUGAUUCAGAUAAUGACUUUUAAAAUGAAACUGUUAUUAAUGAAGAAAUUUUAGGUGAUGAAAUGGAUGGUACAAGAUUAACUUAAAGAUAAUCUGAUUAAGAUUUAUAGAGUGUUGUAGAAGUAUAUAAAAAUGAAUUAGCAAAAGCAAAAAGUGGUAAUGAAACUUUAGCAGGUAAAUCAUCAAUUUCUUCAAUACUUUAGAAAUCUAAGAAGAACCUGAAUCAUCUUCAUAUUCUUCCAGCUUUUAUAAGACUGAUGAAAAAUUUAAGCCAAAAAUAUCCAUGAUAGAAAACCUAAAAAAGAGUAUCUUAUAAUAAAUCCCUUAAGAUUUAUUUAAUAUCGCUUACAAUAAAAUAUUAAGUGCAAUUGAGAAAAAAUAAAGUUCUUAAGAAGUAAAAAUAUGUUUCAAUUAUUCUGUAGAUGUAUAAAGAUUUAAAAUAAAUUUUGGGUAAAAAAUACUCAGGAGCUGGAUUUUAAAUAGAAUAAUUGAUAUAUCAGGAGUAAUUAUAUAAACACUUUCAAAACUGA
Molecule: messenger RNA, 2288 nt
Organism: Paramecium sonneborni
Lineage: Eukaryota; Ciliophora; Oligohymenophorea; Peniculida; Parameciidae
Source: the annotation of a GenBank genome assembly